AUGAUUUCCAAGGCCUCUUCCGCCGCCGGUCCCAUCACCCGGUUCCCAGCCGACGAUCUCCGUCACGCCAAGCGCCUGAUCACUACCCACAACGCCAAGGGGCAAGGGGUCUUCCUCCCCGAUGAUGACGGUGAUCAUCACAAGAUCAUGCUGAACGGCCAAGCAGCUGCCAACAUCAUCUACAGCACCCAGGGCGCCCAGGUUGACCUCAACGAGGAGAAAGAUAUUAAGUUCGCCCAGGAGAACGAGCCUCCUAUUCACGUCCGCAAUGGCUCCGUCGCGCGUCUCAUCGAUUUCGCGCCCGGUAUGGAGUCACCUGUUCAUCGUGCCAUGUCUAUCGACUAUGGCGUAGUGAUCGAGGGCGAAUUCAAACUCACCCUGGAUAGUGGAGAGAGCCGCAUUAUGUUACCGGGAGACUGCUCCGUCAACCGGGGCUGCAAUCAUAUGUGGAAGAAUAUGUCCGAGACAAAGAGCGGUCGCAUGCUGUUUAUCCUUUUGGAUGUUCAGCCGCUGACAGUCAAUGGCCAUGUAAUUGAAGAGGAUUUAGGCGAAUUGGCAGAGGAAUAUCCUCCGCACCCGGAGCACUGA
Penicillium egyptiacum is the source of this 588-nucleotide messenger RNA. The record is from the annotation of a GenBank genome assembly. Lineage: Eukaryota; Fungi; Ascomycota; Eurotiomycetes; Eurotiales; Aspergillaceae.